AUGGCAAACCCACUGGUGUUCCAAAAAACGCAUUAUUUCUAUGCGAUCGGGAAUACGGUCGCAGUGUCCUUGUUGCGCGACGUGCCGCCAGAACAGCCAGUCAAACUGUUGUUGCUUGGAUGCGGCGACCCGCGAAAUGUGCUGUACAGCAUAUACUGCGAAGAAGAAGGAUUUUCACGAGGCUUGGACUUCACCUGUAGUGAUAUCGACCCCGCUAUCCUCGCCAGAAACAUUCUUCUGUACACAAUGCUAAUGGAUGGGGUCUCGCUUGAUACCGCGUGGAACAUUUUCUUCCAUUUCAAGAUCGACAAAAAUACCCUCGCACAGCUCAAGGCCCAAUGUCGAAAGCUCCUUCAACUUGCUUCCAGUAUUGGAGAAUGGGAGGCCUCUCCAUUCGGCCGCAUCAUAAAAAUCGGUACACAACACACUUUUGAAGAACUCCGACGUCAUUGGCAGCUCUAUAUCGACUUUCACGAUCUGCCGCCCCAGCGGAUAAACAAAAUCGUCGCUGGCCUCAAUACCAUUCCAGGCAAACGCGCCAAAAUAUUCAUACCACUUGGUCUCCGUUCAGUCGGCCCACUCGUCAGUCGCGAGGCCGAUGCCAUCUGCACGAAACAAGCCGAUGCAUACUGGCAGACUGGAACCACAUUCUCCAGCCAGAAAGAUAUUGCUCGAUGCACAUUGUUGAACCCUAUCUUCGCUUACUCCCUUGCAGGGGAAGGUGCCUUUCUUCAUUAUGGAACAGAUCCCGUCGCGCCAUUCCAUCUUGCGGAAUUGUUCAGUCGCAAAAUCCGCCCUUCUGUCGAUGACCUUGUCAGAACGGCCAAAGGCCAGUUUUCAAGCUGGUGUACGGUGUUUCAGGACGCCAUUCGGUCACCACGAGCGACGCUAGUAUUGAGAUUCGUCGCAAGCGAAGCUCUGGCGCUCUGUAGAACGCUGAACGAAACUGAACAUAAUGCUUCUCAGUUUCCGGUUUCUCCAUGGAGCUCGAGGGAUGUUCAACUUCUCCCUGAUGUGCCUACGACUUUCGAUAUCAUCGAUACCUCGAACUUGUCGGAUCAUCUGGGGAUCCUCAAUUUACUCGCGGUUACUGUCCCAUUGUUGUCCGCAACAACUGGGGUGCUUUAUACUGAAUCGCUUCUUUCGCGAGGAACCGACGCAGCCAAAGAACUUGUCAACCGACUCCACGGGGACAUGGACACGAUCUUUUUCCUCUUUGGCCUAUAUCCCAUUGACUACCUCUCUGGCUUCACCUCUCGCUGCAAUACUCAUGAAUGGAUCAUGCUGGACAAUAAGCAGUUCUCAUUUCACCAACCCACGACCUGGAGGAAACCUUCAUCGGGAGAUCAUCUCGUUUCGUCUUCGCCGAUGGUCAUAUGGGACAACCGGCAGCUCGCUACUCUGCUCUUUGCUGUUUACCACCGCAUGUUUGAAAGUGAAGAUGCACACAAAUGGUGGGGCAUGAACGCUGGACACAUAGACAGGGCAAUGGUUACUUCCAACGAGAUUCAUUACACGCGUGAGAGCUUCACGCUCAUCCUCCGAUUCGUCAAAGAUCGCUUCAACAUCUCAGAAACUGCGUGGAACGAGACUAUGGAAAAUUUUAUCCGGAUCAAAGAAACUACACCAUCGCUCUUGAUGGACCCGGCGAACUAUCAGGAUUUCGCUGCUCAACUGCGCCUUCAAGGAGUUCACACGGUACACUUUUUCCGGCAAACAGAGCGCAUCGGGCCUUUCGCGGACUGGGAUGAUGUACCACCCGUCGUUCGUGUCUUUCUAGUCGGGCUACACUAA
Mycena indigotica is the source of this 1794-nucleotide messenger RNA. RefSeq names its product MYND-type domain-containing protein. Lineage: Eukaryota; Fungi; Basidiomycota; Agaricomycetes; Agaricales; Mycenaceae. The record is from RefSeq and is a predicted model, not a curated record. The transcript is spliced from 3 exons. The coding region runs from base 1 to 1794 and encodes 597 amino acids.